UGAAUCCUGCCUCAGUGGGGUCGAUCAGAUAAAAGAUCGUAACCCCGGAUGGGCCGUACGAGUUGUACACGAGUGGUUGUACGAAUUACACCCCGCUCAGUACUCGAGCAGCCGAGUGAUUCCUCAGUGUAUCGUGUACAACCCGCCUAGGAGCAGUGCUUGGCAGCACCACCUGAGCUGUACGCAUGAGGGACCAGUCCUCUCCACGUUGGCGCCAUAGUGUGGCCUACUGCCACCAAUGCUCCAAGUGCGUUUCACUAAAGAUGGUUCUUUCGUUCACCGCUUGUAAGCACUCGUGAGAAACAGCUCAUGUUACGAGAAAUGUUCCAUUGGAUCGGGGUUGAAGACCGCAAUCCACAGUAUUCUUUGUAUGGCAUAAUUGUUCAUUCAGGUUCUUCUCAAGACUCAGGACAUUAUUAUGCGUAUGUGAAGGAUUCAUCAGGGAAAUGGUGGCGAUGUGAUGACAGCUGCACAAGCAUUGUGAAUGCAGAUACAGUGUUGUCGGAGAGAGCAUAUAUUUUGUUUUAUGCCCGACGAAACCCAAGGCCAGCGAGUGAUGUCCCAAAUUCUUGUCAAUCACCAUCACUGCCUGCCUCACGUCCUUCUUCUGAUUUGAACGGGGACAUGUUAGUAAAGAGACCCGUGAACAAGAAAUUGCCAGUCAAUGGGAUUCUGAAACCAACUCGAGGGCCAGCCUCCCUGUCUGCCUUUUCUGCACAAGUGACAAAAACUCCUGUGAAGACUGGAGAUCACAGACCUACACCUGGUGAAGACCAAGUUGUACCACAUGUACCUUCUGUCUCUGGUAGCUGUAUUAGUAAAGCUUCAAAAUUUAAGAGUGGGAUUGGUAGCAGUGUCUCUCACAGUAUUGCCCAGGAAAAUGGUCCGCAGUGGGCACCCCGUACUUUUGGGAAUGGGGCGAAAGCACCCUGGGAGAGUGCACAAGUUGCUGUUGGGGGGCAGCCGCAAACAACUGUAAAUGACAAUUGUAGGAGUCAUCAAUGUGAGCCAGUAUUUUCUCGGGGGAGAAGACAUCUAGCUGAAGGGUUGCAGGCGAUGCCAGACAGAUUGGGGAGUGAUUCUGGAAGCGCUUGCCGCGAUGGAGUUGUGCUACGUCUGCAGCCCUCAAAUGGUGCUGGUGGUUCUGAAGGAGCAGAGCAAUGUGUCGCCUGGGCACAGAAUGGCUGCAAAGUUUCGAGAAAAGAAGAGGGUAGCGAUUUGCCCGUGUCCUCGAGAAGGUUGGAAGCGUGUCAUUCAAUGCUAGCGACAGUUCCUGGAGUGGAGGAGUGUGGCUUACGAGAUGGAGGAAGUAGAGAAGAUAGGGAUGGCAGCCAGGUCUGCGGACCAGGGUCACAUCAUCCUAUGAGGGAGAAGGACUGUUUAUUGCACCCUUCUGUGAAGGCGGGCACCAGAGAAGGGGCUGGAAGUGCUGUGCUAGGUGGGGGGACUACUCGUCUGAAGCGUGGACAAUCUGAAUCAGAAACAAACCAGCAGAAGAGAUUGCAUACAGACAAUACAGUUGUUCCUUCCUAUGGCGAGAGGUUCACCGAGAGCGUGUCUCCAGCAAGGGGAGAGGUUGAGGAGCAGUGUGCCAUGCCCGUGAAAGAGUCUGCGGCCAUUCCAAGACUGGUUGCCGAUGACCUGCGUUUCGCGUUGGAAAGGGAUGCAAAGCAACAGCUUCGGAGGAGCCCCUGGUGUGAAACACUGAGGCAGGCAUUGCGGACGGCCAGGGCACUGCACGAAGGCGAUGAAUUGGCAGUCAAGGAUCUGCCUGUGAUGGUGAUACCGGGGGUCUACGGUCUUGGCUCAGGGAGACCAAAAAUGCUCUUCCAGUCGCCUGUUCCCAUGAUCGCGACCGUCUUAUGCGAUAAGAGAGGGAGACCGAAAUACUCAGGCUCAGGGGUUCCCUUCAUCUGCCAGUCGCCUGUUCCCGAUCGGCAAACCAUCUUCAUUGUCAGAGGAAACCUCUGGGUAUUUUGACAUGCCGGCAAAAGCUUAGACCGAUAUACCGGAGCUUGUGAUAGAGGCGGAAUUUGGAAAGUGAUCCCAGGGCAAGCAAGAGAAUGAGGAGGCGGCUGAGCAGCGAGCAGCAGCUUGAGGGUGGAAAUUGUCCUUUGCUCUUUCAGACUGCUGCAGCGUUGCUUCCAUUGGGAGUGAGUUGACUCAGUUUCAAUCUCAGGUCCGUUCGCGAGCUGGAAAUUGGACGACACCGUUAAACGAACUCAGUCCCUUACCUCGUUGCCGAACUCGGUUUCAAAGUCAGGGCAUACUCACAUCAGGACUUUUUCGACUCGGCUCGGGACGUAAUGGCGGUCAGAUACGUCCACACCCGGCCUCAAUCGCGGUCAGAUUCAUCUGGGGAAGUCCUAGUGUGAGUGUGCCCUCAGAUUCAAUUGGGAGUUUAUAUUUGUUGGGCUGAUUGAUCAUCAACGAAUUUUGAUGCCACUUGGUACAGGGCCUCGCUCCACUACUCGACAUUCUACAUGCAUUUGGACGAUUCUCGACCAGGUGCAUUAGGACAACUCCAACAUUUUGAAUGUAUCGGGACUAUUAUGAGCUCCCGAUAUAUAUAGAGUGUUUUCUAGUGGGGUGAGGCCGGGCAGUCUACGAUGUACGUGUAUAUGAAGCAUUCCUCUCACCCAUCUCUUCAGAGAAAAUAUUAUCGAGUUUUGGUAUUUGGUAUCGAGGUCUGGCCCUUUUGGGGUCUUGCCCGUUUGGCCUUGUGCGUGCAGGAAGAGGCGGUACAACGUGUGAGUUGUCCUUUGUGCCAGUCGUGGUAAUGUAAACAGGGUUCCGUCACAGUGUUCCCGUCUCCGUUUUCGUCUUGUGAUAACGUAAACAGGGUUCCCGCCUCCGUUUUCCUCCCUCACUUCUCUUUUCUUUUCUAAUCAGCUCCCACCUCUCUUUCAUGUCUAUGUGAGGGGUGGAGGGAGAUGCAUAAGGGAAAGUAAAAGAAAUCCUAGUUUAUGCAAUGGCUGUGAGACAUGUUGAGGAAGAAGGCAUAGGUUGCUACGGUGGGAGCGAAGGUUAGGGUUAGGGAGGGGACGGGGACGGGGACGGGGACGGGGAGGGAGGAGACCAAUGCUCAGCACAGCAUUGAAGAUGCUCCUCGUCAACGGGUGCGAAGCUACUGAUAGGCGCACACGUGCAAUGGCUGUGAGACAUGUUGAGGAAGUCAUAGGUUGGUACAGCGGGAGGGAAGGUCGGGGAGGGGACGGGGACGGGGACGGGGAAGGAGGAGACCAAUGCUGAGCGCAUCAUUGUACGUGCUCCUUGCCAACAGGUGGGAAGCUACUGUUAGCAGCAUGCACAAAAUGGAGGCAACAAGUGUACAUAUGGUACCUGAACAGCUGUUCGGGAUGCAAUGUGAAAGUGUGUGACUAAUGGUAGACCGAAAAAACUUCAGGGGAAGCUUUCACAAUGACUGCCUGCAUUUGCAUGGUGGAAACCCUGGAAAGGGCAAGGAGAGCGAUGCUGAGUAUCAGCAACGUAGAGUUGAGGGAGAGUUGCUGUGGUCAAGAGGAAACUGGUGAUGGGGAACCGACAUAUUUGAGGGAGAGUUGCUGUGUUUGAGAGGAGAUUGGUGAUCGGGACUACAUCUAAGGGCACCCAGGGUGGAUGGCGGAGGGAACGUAGUGUGCAUUGGGUUCUUGAGAGGGCUGAAGUACCAAAUCAUUUCUUGUGUUGUUGAGAUUGGAGAACGAAUAAUUGCUUGUUUUCCUGAUCGGUACUUUCUGAAAAUGGUUUUCCAAGUUCAGAGUCUUUCGAUCAGUAUUGCUCCGGUGGAAUUUUUUGCGUCCCUAAAUUGAAAAUUCAUGGGUUACAAAUUAUUUUUUAAUAUUUUUAUUGCUGCCACUUUUCAAGACUCGUUCCUUGGCAACAUGGAUCGAACGGAGAGAGAAUCAGAGACCGACUGUCUGCUACCACUUUUUUGGUGUCUGUUUCUUUUUUUUUACGCAGUGUAUUCGAGGGCUUUUAUAAACUGCCAUUCCUGAGUCGCUUGAAUUUUGUCAAAGUUCAAACAAAUUGUUAAACGAACAAGCAGUCCUUUGAUACAAAUCAAAACGCUGAGAAAUC
This is a messenger RNA of Chara braunii, 4077 nucleotides long. NCBI's taxonomy places the organism in Eukaryota, Viridiplantae, Streptophyta, Charophyceae, Charales, Characeae. The record is from the annotation of a GenBank genome assembly.